Molecule: messenger RNA, 2030 nt
Organism: Oryzias melastigma (Indian medaka)
Lineage: Eukaryota; Metazoa; Chordata; Actinopteri; Beloniformes; Adrianichthyidae
Gene: prelid3a
Product: PRELI domain containing 3A
Exons: 7
Coding region: 408-947 (179 amino acids)
Biological process (GO): phospholipid transport
Cellular component (GO): mitochondrial intermembrane space
Molecular function (GO): phosphatidic acid transfer activity
Source: RefSeq, a predicted model, not a curated record
AGCAAGGAUGAACUGUGAGAAUUCAGCAAGAAUUUUGUUUUGGCAUCAGGAUCAACUUCCUGUAUCUGAACUCCCCGAGCUUGACUCUUGUCAUUCCGCCGAUGCACCGGCUCUUCUCUGGUCUUCCCCGUUAUUUGUCCUUUUCGUGUUUUCCGGGUGUUGUUGUCGUGACGUCUAAAUUAUCGGCUGUUCUUUUGUUCCUCUCUUAUCUCGACAGUCACAUGAGAACAGGAGUUGAGAUGCAUUUUGGCUCACUGACGACUGCGAGCCUCGUCGCAUCACAGGCCCAGUUCUGUUACCGGUGCCAUUUCCUUAUAUGAUAAUGGUCCGGUGAAAUGUAGUUUUUUGGACCAUUGUUUUUAAGCCUGGGUUUAGUUUUAUUUUAAUUGGACAGAAGUGUUCUCUGAAUGAUGAAGAUUUGGAGCACGGAACAUGUUUUCAGUUACCCCUGGGAGACUGUCAUCAAGGCUGCCAUGAGGAAGUACCCCAACCCCAUGAACCCCAAUGUGGUAGGGGUUGACGUGCUGGACCGUACUCUGGAUGCAGAAGGACGCCUUCACAGCCACAGACUCCUCAGCACAGAGUGGGGGCUGCCGGGUAUUGUGCGCGCGAUACUUGGAACAAACCAGACGCAGACCUAUGUGAAGGAGCACUCCAUAGUUGAUCCAGACGAGAAGAAGAUGGAGUUGUGCUCCACAAACAUUACUCUUACCAACCUAAUAUCAGUGGAUGAGAGGCUUGUUUACAGACCACACCCAGAGAACCCUGAGGUCACUGUUCUGACACAGGAAGCGAUCAUCACCGUCAAAGGAGUCAGCCUAAGCAGUUAUUUAGAGGGGAUGAUGGUCAGGAGUAUGUCUGCCAACGCCCGAAAGGGCUGGGAUGCAAUUGAAUGGAUAAUUCAGAACUCUGAAAGAGAAAACGUACCUCUUUGUGACGUUUACUAACACUGGUCGAAGUUUACCGUGAAGACUACUGACCUCAUCUGAACGACUGGGCGCUCCCAGCAUCUCUCUGGACCUGUCACAGGUGGCGCUGAUCUCAACGUUGGAGCACGAGUAGGAAGCAAAUCUUUCGCCAAAGUCAAAUGGUUUCAGAACAUUUACAAGCAAACAGGACAAGUGUGUAACUAGCCGUUCAUGAAGCACUCAUCAACUAAUUUACUAUUUAAGAAAAAAAAAAAAUCAAAGCAGAACUCCUGAAAAUAUGUCAAACUUACAAUCGCUUCCAUCCAUUUAUGUUUAACUUAUGCAUUAUCUUCAGUGUAAAUAGAAAUUUUCCACUGAAGACGCAGUUUGAUUAUGCAACAGAGAAGAAAAUAGUUUUAUUUUUCAUUUAUAAAAUCUUAUUGUAUUUUAAAGUAGAAACCUGUUCAAAUCCUAAAGAUGUGACCGGUGCUUCUAGAUGUAAUAAGCUGAGCACGAACUGUACACGUUUGCAUGAUGGGAGUAAAAAAAACUAAAGGAACAGGGUGAGGUGUUAGGGGAAAUAUAUUUACUGAAGAAAUUGAGAAUAAAUAAAUCAUCAGCAAAUGAUUUUUUCAAGGAAAUUCUUCCUCUCAAGGUACGAAUACACGGACUUCUUUCAACAGAUAAAGACGGGACAGCUUUUCCUUUAACCAGCUUGUUUGUGGAGUAGAAAUAAGACUGGAUGGACAAAAUUGCCCUUUCCUAUGGCCUUGAAAUACUCCCGGUGUAUUAUUGCUUUGAAAGCACUUUCAUGCCUUUUGCCAGUGGUACACAUCAUGCCACCAAAUGUAGUGCUAACUAAGAUACAUGUAGAUGCUAAAAAUAACCAAGUGCAAUGCUGCACAGCUGUGUGCAGAAGAUUUAUGUGCUCAAAAUAUUUCUAGACUGAAAAAAGAAAGUAUUUGCAUUGUUUACUUAUAUUUUUAUUUAACAUUGCAUUUUACUAAACACAUUGCUUUUAAUAUUUGUGCUGUACAAAACUGUAGUUUACUUUUUUCAACAGAUUGAAACCUUGGGUGUUGUUCUGCCAUUAUGAAAGAAUAAAUUAAGUUUUGAACCUGA